Nymphalis io (European peacock) is the source of this 2031-nucleotide messenger RNA. RefSeq names its product SH2 domain-containing protein 4B-like. Lineage: Eukaryota; Metazoa; Arthropoda; Insecta; Lepidoptera; Nymphalidae. The record is from RefSeq and is a predicted model, not a curated record. Bases 210 to 1514 code for a protein of 434 amino acids. The transcript is spliced from 10 exons. Gene Ontology annotation, cellular component: cytoplasm.
CGCGCAGCCGCGACGGACGCGUUGUGCGCGCUUUUUUUGAAUUUCGAAUUUCACACAAAUAUUUUUUCUUUUAACAAUUAAAAAAGAAAAUAGGUUUCACAUUACAAACACUCGUAUAAUUUGUGGUAGUGUUGUGAUUUCGUGUAUCGGAGCUUUGGGGAAAGUUUGGAAAGACAUUUUCUUCAAAGGCCAAAGUAUUAAUUAACAAAAUGCUGCAACAGAUCCUGAGAGACAUGUGGGUGGAUCCGGAGAUCCUCGCUGAGCUCGACGAGACACAAAAACAAACGCUCUUUUGCAAGAUGCGCGAGGAACAGGUGCGUCGAUGGCAGGUUUGGGACCAGAAAGUAAGCAAAGAGGAGAAUGAACGAAAAAUCCAAACAAAUGGAAAGAAGCAGGUGCAGUUUUUGAACGGAGAAGAUGGAGAGCCAUGGGUUUGGGUAAUGGGAGAACACCCUGACGAUCAGUCUAUUGAGAGCAUUCUAGCCGAAGAGGCUCGACAGCGUGCACUGGCACAAGCGCGCGAAGAGGCCCACCAGCUCCGCAAGUCUGUUGAGAAGGAGCUCACACAUCUUAUUGACUACAAACCCUUGGACAGUUUAGAGCAGAAAUUCGACCUGUCCCCAAAAAACGUUGAUUCUCUCGAAGAUAGCUUUGACUUGUAUUGUACAGUUGAUGAGCUUCGGCAAAGAAUCGAGGAACUAGAGCCCGAAGUCAAGGACAAAAGUGAUAUAGAAGCAGAGAAGGAUUAUUGCGAUGAUCACCUUAAGUUGAACCUCAAGAAGAGUACGUUGCAGUUCAAUUUUAUUGAGGGAAAACGGGAUGCUAUACAGGACGCCAGCGUCCCCCGCACGGGCGACGGCGUGAGCCUGCGCGUGGCGGCGUGGGAGCGGCGCGUGGCGGCCGCGCGCGCCGGCGACAUCCUGCGCGGCCUGCGGGCGCGCCGCGCGCGCGCGCUGCGGGACGCGCAGCUGCAGGCGCACGACGAGGACGCCGUGUGGAGGGAGCAGGAGCGUAAAGCGAAGGAGGCGGAGGCGACGAUGCGUCAGAUCGCCCGCGCGGCGCGGGAGGCGCACCGCCGCGCCGCGCCCGCCGCCGCGCCGCCCGCAAUUCCAGCGGACAAACCCCCGAACAGGGAGGCUGUACUGGAAUGGUUCAGGACUCAAGAAUUGAAACGAGGAGUGGGCUUGGAUGAGAACAACAAACCGGUUGACUGGUUUCACGGUCUGAUCAGUCGGUCGGAGUCGGAGCGGCUGCUGAGCGGGCGCGCCGAGGGCAGCUUCCUGGUGCGCGUGUCGGAGCGCGUGUGGGGCUACGCGCUGUCGUACCGCGGCGCGCGCUGCAAGCACUACCUCGUCGACGCCAGCCGCGGCGCCUACCGCCUGCUGGGCGACGCGCAGCGCGCGCACCGCUCGCUCGCCGAUCUUAUCAACUACCACAAGACGACGGCGAUCACCGAGAGCGGCGGCGAGCUGCUGACGGCGCCGUGCCCGCCCGCGCGCCCGCCCGUCGUGUAGCGCGCGCCGCUCCCGCGACGGAGCCGUGCGAUAUCAGUCAAUGUACCGUUAAUUAGCUAUUAGGAUAUACUCUUUACUGUUUAUAUGAAUAAUUGAGAUUUUGACUAAGUAGGAACGACUAAAUAAAGUUACAUUUUUUUAGUUUAGUUUAAAGAUUCCUAGUAGCAACCUUUUUGUUAAUCGAUUGUUUAUAGGUGCUAAUACACUUUACAAUUAAGAUGUAAUUUAUGCUUUUGAAUAUAUAACGAGUUUUUAAGAAGGAUUAGAUCUCGACAUUUAAAAAAAAUAUGUUUAUUUAUUGUCAUAAACAAUUUUAAGCAUUGGUUAUCUGUGCUCCAGUAUUAUUGAGACAAUGUUCCCGAAAGCGGGAAAAAAUGUUAGCCAAAGUUGUUUUUUUUUUUUUCGAAAAUUGGUGUUUAAGUGUUUAUUUUAUGCCAUUUACGCGUAUGUUUAUAACUAUUAUAUUCGAUCUUGUUUAUUGUUUAGUCAUUAACUGCCAACUAGAUAUAUAUGAAUU